GUAAAGGCGUUACGGGAACCCUUGAAGGAACACUCAGGCAGCCAGCAGCUCAGGCACGUCAAGCUCGCCGGCACGGAGGAUGCACUAGGGGCCGGACGCUUCUGACAUACCAGCCCACCAGGACCCAAGAUGGCGUGUGUCGGGAGGAGCCCCAGGGCGCUAUUAUCGGCGCUGCUGGCUUCGUGUCUCCUGCUGCUGCUCCUCCUACAGCCCAGCACCGCCCAGGGAGCGGAGUCGCGGCCCUUCAUCCGCAACACCGCCAACGCCCCGAGGGAGUUCCGCGAGGGGGACGACAUUCUCCUGACGUGCGUGGUGGCGGACCUGGGCAACCACACGGUACUCUGGAGCAAACGAGCGCAUGGCAAGAACACCAUCCUGACGGCGGCCGAGCGCACCAUCACCAGCGACGCGCGAGUGUCCCUCCUGCACGACAGAGCUCCCUCCUACAACAGCUCCCUCAUCAGCUCAGGUGGCGACGUGUGGGUCCUCGUCAUCAAGAACGCCAAGACGUCGGACGCGGGCAUCUACGUGUGUGAGAUCAACACCAGCCCGCGCCUCGCCUCCAUCUACGUGGUCAGCGUCACCUCGGCCAACGCCUCGACGACCCAGGUGGCUCUCCGGUCGACGCACAACUACACGGAUUGCUGCAUGAAGAACGGCGUCAACCAGCAGUGCCUCGGCUUCUGCUCCAUUCACAACAUCGUGGAGGGCAAGACGGGCAUCGAACCGGAGGCGUGCGAGACCUUCUUCCCCCAUAUCGUCAAGUGCAUGGCGGACAUGCGGAACCACGUGCCUUGCUGCGAGAGACAACACGUGCCCGACAUCUGCCAGGACCUGUGCCGCGGGGAGUACACGAUGCAGGAGGACCGGAUACAGUCGCACUUCUCCUGCACCGCCUACACGGAAGCCACGCUCAUGUGCAUCUCCCAGGGCAUAGAAAUCAUCCCGUCGGCGCCGCGCUCGCCCAGUGUGGAGGUGCUGGGGCCCUCGUCCGUCCAGGUGAGGUGGGAGCCGCCGGAGAGUGGCACCCCGGAGCCCGAACACUACCUCAUCAACGUGACCACCCUCACCAGGUUCGAUCCCCCCGUAGACGUGAGUGGCGACGCUUCUGGUGACGGCGAGAGCGGAGGAGACGACAUGAGCGGCCAAGUCUUCCUGCCCAAGCGCCUGCAAGUGAGGGUGGUGUCGACGCAGAGCCAGGUAGUACUCAACAACCUGUCGCCCAUGACGUGGUACGAGGUGUCCGUGGUGUCGGUGAACGUCCACGGGACCUCCCUGCCCAGCUACACUCUGCGCGUCCUGACCCACCCCCGCGGCCACAACAAGACGGCCGUGGUGCAUCCCGAGCUUCCCGACGUGGUGGGCUGCUGCUCCGACAAGGGCGUCAAGCACAUCAGAUGCUUGAGGAACCUGUGUGACCCCAGCAACAGGUACAUCAACGAGCCAGACAUGAUCGUGUGCGCGCCGUGGGCCACCGAGGCGUUCUCCUGCCUUGCUAACGACAUGGACCACUCGGACUGCUGCCGCGAGAGGGGUCUGCCGCCACUCUGCGUCGAACUCUGUUCCGGCAACGUCACCAAGAUUGACUACAAGUACUUCAGGUGCGUGGACUACUUCAACGAUUACCGGAGCUGCCUCAUGAAGGGCUACAACGUGCUGCCGGGGCCGCCACGCGACGUCACCGUCAGCAACAUCAACCCAACCUUCGUCCUCCUCAAAUGGGCGCCGCCCGAGUUGCUUGGCGACUCGGUCAGCACCUACCACGCCUACUUCAGGCCGAUCCAGCCCAGCCGCGAGUGUGAGAGCAACUGGUUCAUCAACAACAUGGAGGUGUCGUACCACGGGGUGUACACGCAAACCUCACCCUUCGUGUUGGAGAAGCUUUGCGAGAACACUGAGUACGAAGUCUACGUGCAAGCAGUAAACAAGCACGGCACCGGAGACCCGUCACCGCGCGUCCUGUUCCGCACGCCGCCAGUGGUGCCCGAAACGAAAAUUGAGGACGACUCGGCCUACAACGUGACACAGUGCUGCGCAAGCGUCCAAAUUAGCCCCGGGUGCAUGCCGCUGUGUGACUACAACGCCCGCAUGUCCCACGUGAGGAUGCUGGCCGCCACUUGCGCCUCCGAGCUGUCCAGCCUUGUACGGUGUGCCGCGGGCGGCCGCAACCACCAGCCGUGCUGCCAACGCAGAGGCGUCCCGGACUCCUGCAUGAGCCUUUGUGCAGGCUCCUUCUCCAACCAGGCGACGCCGGCGGUCUGCAUGCCCUACAUAGGCAACAUCAUGAUGUGUUUGGAGGAUGGUGUGAGGACACUGCCGGGCCCCGUGAGGGACCUGCACGCCACCAAGGUCGCUGACGGGGAGGUGACGCUGGUGUGGCAGCCGCCCGCGGACGGCCCCAACGUGACGCUGUACCAGCUGCACUACCAGAGCGUCGACAAGCACUCCGCCGCGCUGGCCGUCUACUCCCUCAACAACACGAUGAACCUGACAGACACAGUUGCCACCGUGACCAACCUCAAGACGGGUAACAUGUACAACUUCUUCGUGGUCACCUUGAACGACAUGGGCACGUCGCUCCCCUCUGCAGUCCUCACCAUCAACGCCACGGAGGAGUCCAGCUUGGAGGGCGCCAUGGCGGGCGUGUCCUCGGCGCCUCACAGCCUCGUGCUCGACCACAAGACAGCCACGACCCUCACCGUGGUGUGGCAGCCGCCCGAGCUCGCCCACCCCACCGACCGCUUCACGUACAAUCUUCACUACCGCGCCCUGGGCAGCCCCGGGGACCUGGACAACUACAACGUCACCAACACGGGCACCUCGGCGCUGCUCCUCGAGAACCUGACGCCCAAUACACAGUACGUCAUCUACGUCACGGCGGUCAACGACAAGGGGGAGAGCCGCCCCUCGGAGACCCUGCUGGCCUGGACCGACCCCGCCUACCCGGCCUUCGUGGAGGCGCCGACGGUCCAUCCCAUCAACCUGAUCGUCGAGGGCGGCAAGAUGACCGUCCUCUGCAUCGCCAUGGGUUCGCCGCCUCCCACCGUCUCCCUUUACAUCUCCGGGGUCCUCAUCAACCAGGACGAGACGCGCCACAUGGUCACGGUGAUCCAGAACGUGACGAGGGACAUGCGGGAGAUCUCCUGCUACGCUGACAACGGAUACGGCACGCCCAUGCAGGCCUCGCGCACCAUCACCAUCUCCCGUCGGCCCAAGAUCAGGGCGCGGGAGGUGGUGCGUGUGCCUGAGGGAGCCACGGUCACGCUGGAGUGUGCCGUGGACGCCUGGCCCGAGCCGUCCCAGGUGUGGUGGCGGGACCCCGACGGCAGAGUGGCGGUCAUCCACGGCGGAAACCACGUCAUCAGCUCCAAGACGAACCAGGCCGAGGGUAGCUUCCUGAUGCAGCUGACCAUUAAGAAGGUUACGGAGAGCGACGCCCACUCCUACUACUGCCACGCCAGCAACGCCUUCGGCCUCUCCACACGCGUCGUCAAGGUGGAACUCACGAUGCCGGUGAAGCUGCAGGUGGACGUGACUGAGUGCUGCAUCGACAGUAACGUCACGGACACCUGCAUGGAAGCGUGCGCCUUCGACGAGCUGAACUUCGAGAGCGUGAUGAACAGGGAGGAGUGCAUCCCAGACUUCGGCAAGCUGAUGAAGUGCGCCGCGGACGGGUCGGACCACCGGAGCUGCUGCAGUAAGAACAGGGUGCCGCGCCCGUGCCUCGACUGGUGCCGCGGAGAGCCUGUGCCGCACAUCCACCUGUGUGAGCUGCGCUGGGCACCUGUCAUCAUCUCCUGCUUCAACGAGGGACAAGAGUUCCUGCCCGGGCCCCCCCUCGAGGUCCAGAUCUCCAGCACAAGCGCCACGUCCGCCACUGUGUCCUGGAAGCCGCCCGCCAAGAAUCCCGCGGCCGUCGAGCUGUACCGAGUGUUCUGGCGCAUCAAGGGUCACCGCGAGGCCCACAAGAACGACACGGCGGCCACGGAGCUGCUCAUCGAGGGCCUGAAGGAGGGCGAGAUCUACGAGGUGGCCGUGAAGGCGGGCAACCACAAGGGCACCUCCGUCCUCACGCGCACCGCCACCUUCAACCACCACCCCGGCGGCAGCUCCGUCACCUGGGCCUCCACGCCAGGCUCCAACGUGGUGGUGGAGAUCACGGUGGUGGUGGUCGUCCUGCUGUGCAUCGGUGUCGUGGCGGGCGUCGUCGUGGCACGUAAACGAAACCUUCUGGGCGCCAAGUCAUCCAGUAAUGGACGCAUCUCCUUCGAGAACCCGUCAUACAUCCGCGAGCAGAAUGGCGACACCGUGCAGAUCGCAGAGACGCCCAACGGCAGCUUCAACGGCAGCAUGACCCUCGGGAUGAACGGCGGCGUCAACGGAGGCCUUAGCAACGGCGGCAUCAACGGAGGAAUAUCUCCGAUCGACGUUAACGGCGGCGUCUGGAACACCCAGACUAACGCGUCGACGCCAGGGUUCGAGGACGACCUGCCGAGCAACGGAGGCUACAUGAGGUUCUCCAGCUAGUGACGCCUCAAGGCCGGCCCCCCGACGCCCUUCACGUUGGUCCCUUCCGUCGGACAGCAGUUAUAGAUACAUAUAAAUAGAUUUAUUUUCGGAACUCGUGCGCAGAAGAAUUUCCUGCAGAGAGAAAAAGCAAGUCUUUCGAGUUUCACCGCAGGGAGUGAGCAGAUUAGUCAGCCAGCUGCGUCCGGUUGAACACUCCAAGGUUCUCUCCGUAGUUGGGUUUUCAUACCUUCUUGCGUGGAAGAAAAAUACGCAUCAUUCAUGACUCUUGCAUAUCACACAGCUCUAGCCUCUAUGAGGACCACCAGUAGUGAAGAAGCAUUAGAAACAUGUGAGUGAAUCUCGUUUCGAAACCUUUUUGUUGAGUAGCCUGGGAGGGGCGAGACGCGGCCGCUCGGUGCCUCCGCCAAGCACUGAACGAUCGCAGUGCACCAACCACUCUUCACCCACGCUGAAAAGGAACUUCACCCUAUCCAAAUGCCGAGGCAAGGCAGUAAAGACAUCUGUCGCACCUCCAGGUGGUAAUGACUGGCAGCAGGUGUGACGCCCCUGGCCUGCUCCCCAGGUUGGCGGCACGGAGCACGGCUGCGGCGCGCGGCCCUCUCGCAUCCCUCUCCCUUAGAAGAGCUGUAUUCUGUUGUAUUUCAUAACCAAUAGUGUAUUGUUUUAUGAUCAUUCAAAUUGCCAAUGAAAAACAUUUUUGGCAUCUUAACCAAAAAAAAAAACUAUUUAUUGUUCAAUUGGUCACGUUUUGUCGUUUCGAGCAAGUACAGGCUCAUUUUAGACGUGUUUUUAGGGAUUUGAUUACACAUGUGUGCUGUAUUAUAACCCUUGUGUCACACUACGUAGUGCACCUGAGUGAGCUCUGAGCACCACGGGCGUGGCUGUGCCCAGGUGGCUCGGCAGGCUUACCUCGGGCCGCCUCACGAGCCCCAAGGUAAGCCAGUGACGCAACUUGACGCAGGUCAUCUCAGGAGUCUACGUUUUGCUAGUGCUUGAAACAAGCGUCACGCCGCCGGGCUCACCUGUGCAGCACACUCCCCUGGGGCAGGAUUCGUGCGUGCACCUGGUGAUCAACAGCAACCCCAGACACAGGUAACGAGUGAAGGGGAAUGGAGCAGUGGUUCAUACUGAUAGUCUUAACCUUGAUUUGUUGUCAGUGCCUUCGCAAGACUGACUCUUCACCUCGGCGGCCACUGCCGGGCCGCCGAGGCCAGACUGACCACGUCACUCUUGAUUCACUCUUCAUUUUGUCGUCACUGCAUUCAAAUCGCGUCUCUCCCACUUCUGUUUCCGGCCACCAGCCAGUAGUCGGGUUACUGUGUAGGUAAGGUCUUAUAGAACCUAACAAGGAAAUCAAACAAAAAAAAAUCUAAUAUUUUGAAGCCUAUCCUGGGGUGAUAUUUCUAGGGUGUUGGUUAUUCUCUUGAAAAAAUCACAAAAAUAUUUAUACGCUGCCAUUUAUUGUAUUGCUUUGCAAUUGCUCUCAAGGGCAUCCCGUCCCCGCAGCGUGGGGGGCCGAGGCACUGCCGCAAAUAUUACUAAUUUACCCAAUGGUUGAGUCCCACUCUGACCCACUUUUUGGCUUGUAUGAAGCGCGUCAAAACUAAGCACAAGACUACUUGAAAACAGUCUAACCUCCCUCUAGUGAGAAAGGGCCACACUACCCUCUCCCCGGCCCCUGGCGGCCGCCUCGCCAAGCAGGGCUGGCCUGCCUCCCUGCCGCUCGGUCCACAGUCCACCAAGCCGGCACCAAACACACAAGACGGUGAAGUGAGUUGUGCAUCUAGGCUCUUCGUUGCCCCGCCCCGGCCUGCUGUACCUGUAAGUCAUCAGGACAAAAUUAGACACUUAGCAUAAGUGGUGUUUGUAAUCUCUAAUUUGUGUAUUUGGCUGUGUGAUUCUGGCUUUGAAUUCGUAGUUAAAGGUUGUUUGGCAUGGAGUGAGGAAUUGCCAGGUUGCGUAUCCAUUGUUCCUCGCAGUAAGAUGGUGUUUCUGUGUUUGUGUAAUUUUGUGGAUUUUUAUGACUUUGAUAUCGGUAUCAUCGUCAUGGACACAGCUGAUGGAAUAGUCAAGGAGCCAACUGUUGGGUGGUUGUUAAAAGAAAAAGCAUUUUCAUUUAUAAUUGAUUUACCGGCAAACCAUAUUUAUAGACGGUGAGAUAUAUCGUUUUUUUCACUUUGGCGAACCAGCUGGGAAUGUGACGAAAUGUAUAGCGAGGACCGGCUGGAUGCACCGAGGCAGGGAAGGUUUUGGGUGUCUGUGAGAUAGCCAAGCGGGGGGCUCGGCGGGAGGCAGCACAGCGUUCCUUCAUGGACAUUAUAACACGUACACUUUACCUGCGUCCACUUUUCCGGCAGCACUUAUCGCGAUGCACUACAGGUGACACUAAUAUUCCCAAACACCACCGCGUUACGCAUCCAAAUGAAUGUGAUAAGUGUAUGUGUAGCAAUAUGAGAUGUCUGAAAUGAAGGAUAAGAUGAAGAUGAAUGAAGUGAACACAUACAAGUAAAGAAAAUAGUACAGCAAAAUUUCUUGAAAAACAUUGAAAACGAGAAUGUAAGAAUUGAUCAUUGAUGCUAUAUUUGAAGAUGUGUGUAGUGGCUUGUCGGCGCCAGGGGAAACACACACACACACACACACACACACACAGACACACAAGUAGUGAUCUGGCAAGUCAUCAUUUCGUGCGCUCUCACCAUUUCAUAGGACCCCACAUUUUCUUCGUGUGUUUUCGUCUCACCGGGAGUGUUCGUGGGCAUUAGGGAGAUAGCGAGGUAAAGAACACGAAGAUACAAUGAUCAGGAGACGCAGUUAAGUGCUGGGUGUGUUUCAAUCUGUAUCCUUAGUAACCUCGAGAUGGCUUAGGGGGCGCCAUUCUUUUGCCCGACUAGCUUAACCUCUUUUUUUUUAAUCACCAUGUUUUCUUAUACUCGUGGCAAAGCAAACUAUGUAAUAAUAAGCGUAGUAAUGAUAAUGGUAAUAGUAAUUUACAGGAGAACAACUAACAACGCUUGGUAAUGACAAUCAAGACAAAUCCUUUUCUAUUUCCGUUAUUUCUUUACUCGGAGUUGUGGUCAAAAUUGUCAGUCUCGUAUCGGUACUCGGAUCAUUGUCAGCUGUACACUACUAGGAGCCUUGAUAUCCGCUUCACUGAGUAUUUCGUGCAGUGAGACGCGUUGGUGUGGACGUGACGACUCAAGCUUCGCCUCUAGACGCUCCGAGCGCUGCGGGAGGCGUGCGUGGCAUGUAGUUGCCCUCUGACGCGCUGAAGGCUGAAUGAUGCGAUGGUGUUUGCUUGUUAGUGUGAGUGGCGUUAAUAGGACGGAGAGAGAGAGAGAGAGAGAGAGAGAGAGAGAGAGAGAGAGAGAGAGAGAGAGUUGUAUCAUCGGCCGCUUGGUUUAUUCUGAAAAAAAGAAGAAGAAAAGAAAAAGAAUUGGGGAAGAGGAGAAAGAGGAAAGAGAAAAGGAAGUAAUGAUGGGUAGGAAGUUUUGGGGGUAAUGUCUGUGUGUGUGUGUGUGUGUGUGUGUGUGUGUGUGUGUGUGUGUCCUCUCCCUUUCACCACUCCGUCCCCUUAGCGCACAGUGUUUAACCCUUCAACUCUUCCUCACUGCAAAAAUAGCAAGCCGCCGGGACGAGGGAGGGGCGUGCGAUGCGAGACACAAGUGAACUAACCAAAACUUUUAACUCCAGGAACUCUUUUUGUUUGUUUCAAGUAGAUGAUAAAUGUGUAGUCACGUUUGUUUUAGUGUGCGGUUUAUUACGAGGUUCCUAGUGUGUUGUUAACUUAGCAUCAGUUGAGGGUCCGUAGCCACAGGUUGGGUGAGCGCACGAGGGGAGGGUCUGUGUGGGUGAAGGCACUCCGCCACUCCCGCUGGGCCUGUGACUGGUGGAGGCUUGACCGUCACGUCCGCCGCCGCUCCGCUUCUCGUAAACACUUUGUUGAUGCUGAAGUCAGGCGAUGUUCCUUCAGUAUCACUUGAGGCUAUAGAUUAUUAUUACUAUUACUUAUUAUUAUUAUUACUACUAUUAUUAUUAUUACUACUACUAUUCCCCUUAGAAGUUUUUCCUCACGGCCGGCUGGGCAAAGAGCGGCGUUUCCUGCCUACAUUAGCAUAUUCAGAACAUACAUUUCUCUGUUUUGGACAUUUGGAGAUGUAAAUAUAUAUAUUGAGGUAAAUAUGUGAUAUUUUUAUAAUAAUCCACAUAGAAAACAUUUGAUAGUUAUUAUUUUAGCAUAGCUAGCCCUGACCACGAUGUUUAUACAUAGCACUGUAAAUACAUCACGAAAAUACAAGUGAAAAUUCA
Messenger RNA from Eriocheir sinensis (Chinese mitten crab), 8835 nucleotides. Its product is annotated as Ig-like and fibronectin type-III domain-containing protein 1. Lineage: Eukaryota; Metazoa; Arthropoda; Malacostraca; Decapoda; Varunidae. Gene Ontology annotation, molecular function: protein binding. The record is from RefSeq and is a predicted model, not a curated record. Bases 130 to 4527 code for a protein of 1465 amino acids. The transcript is spliced from 27 exons.